This is a messenger RNA of Fulvia fulva, 498 nucleotides long. RefSeq lists its product as uncharacterized. Gene Ontology annotation, cellular component: extracellular region. The transcript is spliced from 3 exons. The record is from RefSeq and is a predicted model, not a curated record. Bases 1 to 498 code for a protein of 165 amino acids. NCBI's taxonomy places the organism in Eukaryota, Fungi, Ascomycota, Dothideomycetes, Mycosphaerellales, Mycosphaerellaceae.
AUGCGCUCCUUCAUCGUCGCCUCCCUAGCCCUCAGCGCCAGCAUCGCAUCCGCCAUGCCUCAGCUCCAGGCUCGCCAACAAGCCUAUGACCACCAAGGCAACGCCGCCGUCGAUGCACAGCAGAACUACCGUCCUCAGGGCUACUCCGACAACACCUACCCAGGUAACACUCAGGUCGACGCUGACGAUAACGUUCGUCCCAAUGGCCAGACCUACAGCGGGUAUCAAUACACUUCCGGCUCUGGCGGCGGAGCUGGCUACGGCUACGAUCACAGGGACGACGACAUCGAUGCUUUCACGUGCCCCGGCCUGCAAGCGGUACCGCAGUGCUGUGAGCUGAAUGCUUUGGGGGUUGUGUCGGCUAGCUGCAAGAACCCGACGAACACGCCGCAUGACAAGGACUCCUUUAACGAGGAUUGUGCUCAGGAUGGAAAGACGGCGCAGUGUUGUCUUUUGCCGUUGUUGGCUGGUGUCAGUGUCGCUUGCAAUGACAUCUAG